Funneliformis caledonium is the source of this 639-nucleotide messenger RNA. Lineage: Eukaryota; Fungi; Glomeromycota; Glomeromycetes; Glomerales; Glomeraceae. The record is from the annotation of a GenBank genome assembly.
AUGAUUUCUUUUGUUUCUGAUGACAAAACCUAUAUUCAAAACAAUGUAUUUACCUCUGAAGAACUUGAAGAAAUUCGUAAUAUGAAAACAAAAGACCUUCCUAAGAUGCUGACUGAAUUAUUAAAGUAUCUUGGCUCUUCUCAAAAGAAUGUCCACAAUUUAUUAUUAGAAUAUGAGUCUGAUGAGUCUUUUAACGAGUUAGAUGAGGUAGAUGUUUCCAGAGGUGAAUCAUAUAGCCUUGCUUUCUCAAAACAUAAAAAUAAUAAAAGAAUAAUUCAAGGAUUAGUCAUAACAACACGAAAAGCUUUUGGAAGAAGAGGUGAUUUAAUUCUAAGAAAAGAAAUACGUGAGUAUAGUACUUUUGAGGUUGGAAAAGACUAUGAGAGUGUCAACAGGACGAAAUUACUUAAAGAAAGAGAACUAAAAAGUCUGAAGCUUAAAGACAUGCUUUUUAUGAUUUUAUUGCGUAUGGAUGUUUCUGCUGAUUAUGUGUGUAAAAUAACAAGAUCAGAUACUUUACAAAUACCAACUAAUGCGAUUAUCCGUAAAACAAUUGAUAUUGUUGAAGGAACAAAUGACAAUGAUAAUGAAGAUGAUGCGUUAGAAGAUUUGCAAGAGGCUGGCAUCCCAAUUUUGUAG